AUGUGGGGCUCUAGGGAGUUGGCGACUACGACGCCUGACGAACUUGAAAGAGGCUGUUUUUAUGGAUUUUUCUUCCACAACAUUGCAUCUUAUGAAGAAACUGUUUCAUGUUGUAGGAAUCGUGCUGCUGAAAAACUUUAUGAGUAUAAAGACUAUGAAGUAAUUGGACAGAGAGUUACUGAAAUACUUAUUGACGAAGAAUACCUUGCAUCUGCCCAUAAAAUCUUGGAAAGAUUGCAGAAUGGACAAUGUUGGUCAGGUCAGUUCCCUUUUAAGAAGAAGUCAGGUCAGAGAUUCAUGGCAAUGGUGACUAAAAGCCCAUUAUAUGAGGAGGGUGAGGUUGUUGGUAUCAUCAGUGUAUCAAGUGAUGCAGCUGUAUUUAAUAAUACAAACUCAGAAAACCUGAGAACAAAUCAGGAUCAUGAUAUUGACCAAACUAAAGUGCGUGGAAUGAACUUGAAAAAGAUUCAGUGGCCUCGACAGCCAUCAAUUGCAUCAGUGCCACAUAUUGCAUCUUCUGUUUCCAAUCUGGCUGCAAAAGUUCUAAUACGUAAACGAGGAGAUGUCGCCUGCAAUUCAGAUAGCGACACCGAUUCCAGGGUCAGGGAGGAAGCCGAAGUGGACAAUCAAGUUGUAAAAUUUGAAAAGCCUCCAAGAGCACCAGGAGGAAGGCCUACUUUCAAUUUGUCCAUGGGGAAGAGUAGUACUGAUGCAGUUAGCUCUGAGAAGGACGGAAAUACAUCUGAAUUCAUUCAGCCGUCUAAACUCGCAGCUAAAUUCUUAACAAAACUGCACAUGGGGAAAACUGGGAACCUAGAGAAAGACAAGGAUGGAAGCUUCCAACAAAAAAGUGAUCAUGAUGCUUCUUUGACAAGCAAGGAGGUAACAAGCAAGCCAUAUUCACCGAGAGCUUCAGAGACAACUACAUCAUCCAACUAUAAUCUAGAUGCUAACGAUUAUAGGGAGAAUGCCCAGAAAGGAACUCUAUAUCCGAUAAGAACAAACUUGCCUACGAAUCCCUUAGGUGCUUCUGAGGGUUCCUCUGUUGGAACCUUUCCAAGAGAUCGGAUUGGGGGUUCAGAAGUUCCCCGAUAUGCAGAUCAGUUGCCAAGAUCAAGUUUCCAAUUGGAUGGGAAAGAGUGUGAGCCAAAUUUGGAAGUAGAAAAUGCAUCACCAGGGCAAUCAGAUCCCCAAAAGUUCCCAAGUUCGGAUGGGAGUGUGGGCAGCAGCCAUGGAAUUUUAUCAAACAAAGGCAAUAAUGAGUCGUCUGCAAUACCAGAUUGUGAAAUUCGAUGGGAGGAUCUAUAUUUGCGGGAGGAGAUUGGGCAAGGUUCAUUUGCUGUUGUGUAUCGGGGAAUCUGGAAUGAAUGUGAUGUUGCAGUUAAGGUAUAUAGUGGGUAUCAAUAUGGUGAGGAAACUUUAUCAGACUGCAAAAAAGAGAUUCAUAUAAUGAGAAAACUGAGACAUCCGAAUGUAGUGCUGUUUAUGGGGGCAGUUUGUUCAGAAGAAAAACUUGCUAUGGUUACAGAGUUUUUACCCAGGGGAAGUCUUUUUAAAACUCUUCACAAGAACAAUCAGUCUUUGGACAUGAGACGCCGUCUGAAGAUGGCUCUUGAUGUGGCAAGAGGUAUGAAUUAUUUGCACCACAGGAAUCCACCUAUAGUGCACAGAGACUUGAAAUCUUCUAAUCUUCUUGUUGACAAAAGCUGGACGGUCAAGGUUGGAGACUUUGGCUUAUCAAAGUUGAAGAAUGCAACGUUCUUAACAGCAAAAUCUGGGAGAGGAACACCUCAAUGGAUGGCACCAGAAGUUCUUCGAAAUGAACCUUCCACAGAGAAGUCAGACAUCUUCAGUUUUGGUGUCGUUCUAUGGGAACUAGUGACUGAAUCCAUUCCAUGGAACGACCUCAACUCGUUGCAGGUUGUUGGAGUUGUCGGCUUUAUGGAUCGCAGACUGGACCUUCCUGAAAACCUUGAUCCUCGAGUUUCCUCUAUCAUCGGUGAUUGUUGGCAAAGUAAUCAACAACACCGGCCAUCCUUCGAAGAUAUUAUUCACAGAAUGACAGAGUUGGUACAUACAGUUCCCGGAGCAACUGCCAAGACAAUCCAGCUUAUAUAAUUGGGACGGGAGGAGAUUUUUUAGUGCACUGCCUUGUUUGCAUUAUGUUUAUUAUUAGUCAAUUUACUUUUUAUUCACAUAUUUUGUGGAUUGCAAGUAUUAUUCACUUAUUUAUUACACAGUUACUUCUAUC
Olea europaea var. sylvestris is the source of this 2251-nucleotide messenger RNA. Its product is annotated as serine/threonine-protein kinase CTR1-like. Lineage: Eukaryota; Viridiplantae; Streptophyta; Magnoliopsida; Lamiales; Oleaceae. The coding region runs from base 1 to 2118 and encodes 705 amino acids. The record is from RefSeq and is a predicted model, not a curated record. The transcript is spliced from 15 exons. Gene Ontology annotation, biological process: protein phosphorylation. Gene Ontology annotation, molecular function: protein kinase activity; ATP binding.